CAUAAAUACCCACAGCUGCCCUCUGCCGUCCGCUCUUUCGCCCCAGAUUAGAAGGACUCUGGCUUUCAGUCGUUUUUAAUUUUUCCAGUAAAGUCUUGCUUAAAGAAACCGCAAACAUGAGCAGGAAAUUCUUUGUCGGUGGCAACUGGAAAAUGAAUGGCGACAAGAAAAGCCUCGGGGAGCUCAUCCAGACCCUGAACGCAGGCAAAGUGGACCCCAAUGUCGAGGUGGUGUGUGGUGCCCCAUCCAUAUAUCUGGACUUCGCCAGGUCUAAACUGGAUGCCAAGUUCGGUGUGGCAGCUCAGAACUGCUACAAAGUUCCCAAGGGUGCCUUCACUGGGGAGAUCAGCCCUGCGAUGAUUAAGGACUGCGGUGUGAACUGGGUUAUCCUGGGACACUCCGAGAGGCGCCACGUCUUUGGAGAGAGCGACGAGCUGAUUGGUCAGAAGACCGCUCAUGCUCUGGAGAGUGGUCUCUGCGUGAUCGCCUGCAUCGGCGAGAAGCUGGACGAGAGGGAGGGAGGCAUCACUGAGAAGGUGGUUUUUGCCCAGACUAAAGUCAUCGCAGACAACGUAAAGGACUGGAGCAAGGUUGUGCUUGCUUAUGAGCCGGUGUGGGCCAUUGGCACCGGCAAGACUGCGUCUCCACAGCAGGCUCAGGAAGUUCAUGAGAAACUGAGAGCGUGGUUGAAGACCAACGUGUCUGAGGCUGUAGCCAAUUCUGUAAGGAUCAUCUAUGGAGGUUCAGUAACUGGUGGCACCUGUAAAGAACUCGCCUCCCAGAAGGAUGUCGAUGGUUUCCUUGUGGGUGGAGCCUCUCUCAAGCCAGAAUUCAUUGACAUCAUCAAUGCCAAGGCAUAAAGACCCAACCAGAUCAGGUCCCUCAACUCGCAGUACUUUUCCCCCUGCUCUGUUUAAACCAUUUGUGUAUUGUUGUCAUUCCCUUGUUUUUUUUUUUCUUCCUUUUUAUCUUUUGGUACAUUUUUCCAUAAAGAAAAAAGGGACAGGCUGACACAUGCACUGUUGCUGCACUGAUGAGUCUACUGAGAACAGCCCGGGUGCAAACUUAACUUCCACACAAAGUGCUCAAGCUGUAAAGGCUGACUACCAGAUGUGGACGUGCAGUCCUCCGCCUUUACUUGAAAGGUUUACGAACUUCUUUAAUUGUUGUUCUUUUUUUUUUUUUAACGGUGCCUCAGCUCUCGUUACAUUUCUUUGUCUUUAUUCUGGUGUCUCUUUGUGUGAUUGUGAAGAUCUGUGGCUUUUUCCCUUGAUGUAGACGUGCACGAUCCAACUUUGUUCACUCGUUAUGCCGAUAUCACGUGUUGGAUGUAUUGUGUCAUGACCUACGGGUAGAAAAGAAAAUUAUAAGAAAAUAUUCUAAUAAAUGGUUUAGAGGAUA
Molecule: messenger RNA, 1401 nt
Organism: Girardinichthys multiradiatus
Lineage: Eukaryota; Metazoa; Chordata; Actinopteri; Cyprinodontiformes; Goodeidae
Gene: tpi1b
Product: triosephosphate isomerase 1b
Exons: 7
Coding region: 117-860 (247 amino acids)
Biological process (GO): glycerol catabolic process; glyceraldehyde-3-phosphate biosynthetic process; gluconeogenesis
Cellular component (GO): cytosol
Molecular function (GO): triose-phosphate isomerase activity
Source: RefSeq, a predicted model, not a curated record